Molecule: messenger RNA, 5407 nt
Organism: Oxyura jamaicensis (ruddy duck)
Lineage: Eukaryota; Metazoa; Chordata; Aves; Anseriformes; Anatidae
Gene: ATP10D
Product: ATPase phospholipid transporting 10D (putative)
Exons: 23
Coding region: 825-5204 (1459 amino acids)
Biological process (GO): phospholipid translocation
Cellular component (GO): plasma membrane
Molecular function (GO): magnesium ion binding; ATP hydrolysis activity; ATPase-coupled intramembrane lipid carrier activity
Source: RefSeq, a predicted model, not a curated record
UUUUUUGUAAAGAGCAGCCUUCAAGAGCACUCUUCACAGGCCUUAAGUGCAUAAGGUCUGGGUUGGGCUUCGAAAAGAUUAUUGAUGAAAAAACUCACUGAGGUUCCUGAUACCAGUGAUUUGUUUAAGAUAAUUAAGGCAGUUUCUCAAUAGCCAGAGGCUUACUUCUUAGAAAACGAGGGAGAGUAUUUGCUAACCUCGAUUAGCCCAGUGGCUAGAAAACUCCUUGUUUAGACAGGCCAAGCUGCCUUCAGCGCCAGGCUGCGCUGGCAAAAGAUCAACAACAUCAAUUUCCAGGGCAAGCUUGUCCAAGGCAGCGAGAGCCCUGUCUCAGCGGGGCUCCUUCCAUGGCCUCUACCGGCUGAGGCCUCAGAUCAAAACAAGUCCUUAAACGAUAACAACCUUUGGGUUGCCAGCACUAAAACCGAGCUGUUGAGGGCAGCUUAUUUAUUUUAUUUAUUUAUUUCCACUUAGAGAACUCGGCACGGCCUGCUCGAGCAGGGUAGGAGGAAAGCAAGCGAAUUCAGUUCCAAUUCCCAACUGCAUUUUUAGAAGAUGGAGGCGGAGAGGGGCGAAGGGCGCUCAGGGGAGCCGGGCUCCCGGCGGAACCAGGCGGCGGAGGGGCGCGGCGCUAGGCGGGUUCGCACGGGGAGGCUGCCGGGGGCCGGGCAGCACCGGCGGGGCGGAGCGGAGCCGAGCGAGGCGGCGGAGCCUGAGCCGGAGGGAGAGUGGCGGGCGGCAGGCAGGGGGGUCGCGGCCAUUACGCUGGGAUGUGCGCGGGGACACGGAGGACACUCCUUGGAUUAUAAAGCAUUUCAGGAACAAUGGCAGAUCCCAUCCGCUGGGCCAGAUACCGUUGGCAGCGACUGAUAUCUACAGAAGGUAGAGAAGUUAGCAGCAGCAGCAACUCAAGUAGCAAGCGCUAUCAAUCAUCAAAAACUGCCAGCAAACACAGGAUAGUGAUACCCUGUUUGGGGCAUUUUAAGGAAGAAUAUGAAAAGGUGUCAAAACUGUACAUGAACAACAAAAUACGGACUACUAAAUAUACUUUACUGAAUUUUAUACCACGGAAUUUAUUUGAACAAUUUCACAGAGUUGCCAAUUUGUAUUUCCUAUUUCUAGUUGUUCUAAACUGGGUUCCUCUGGUGGAAGCUUUCCAAAAAGAAAUUACAAUGCUACCUCUAGUAGUGGUUCUGACAAUUAUUGCAGUGAAGGAUGGUCUGGAAGACUACUCAAAAUACAAAAUGGAUAAACAGAUAAACAAUUUACUUACCAAAGUGUAUAGCAGGAAAGAGAAGAAAUACAUAGAAGAAUGCUGGAAAAAUGUCAACGUUGGUGACUUCAUCCGGCUUUCACGUAAUGAAAUCAUUCCUGCUGACAUGGUGCUGUUAUAUUCUAGUGACCUGGAUGGGAUCUGUUACAUUGAAACUGCAAGCCUUGAUGGAGAAACUAAUCUAAAGCAGAGGCAGGUGGUGAGAGGAUAUUCAGAGCAGGUCUCUGAAAUUGAUCCAGAAAAAUUUUCCAGUAGAAUAGAAUGUGAAAGUCCUAACAAUGACCUCAGUCGCUUCCGAGGCUUUGUUGAACAUUCAAACAAGGAUAGAGUGGGCCUCAGCAAGGAGAACUUACUGCUCCGAGGAUGCACAGUAAGAAACACAGAAGCUGUUGUAGGCAUUGUGGUAUAUGCAGGUCAUGAAACCAAAGCCAUGCUGAAUAACAGUGGACCUCAUUACAAGCGCAGUAAAUUGGAAAGAAAAGUGAAUUCUGAUAUUCUUUGGUGUGUUCUGCUUCUAAUUUUAAUGUGUUUAACUGGUGCAGUAGGCCAUGGAAUUUGGUUAAGUAGGUACUCGGAAAUACCUUUUUUUAACAUCCCUGAUCCAGAUGGGAAAUCGAUUCCUCCAGUGUUAGCAGGGUUCAACAUGUUCUGGACAAUGAUCAUUUUAUUACAGGUCUUGAUCCCAAUUUCUCUCUAUGUUUCAAUUGAGAUUGUCAAGUUGGGACAAAUUUAUUUAAUACAGAAUGACAUUGAUUUUUACCAUGAGAAAACAGACUCUACAAUUCAGUGUCGAUCACUGAAUAUUGCUGAAGACCUUGGCCAGAUUCAGUAUAUCUUCUCUGAUAAGACUGGAACACUCACUGAAAAUAAGAUGGUUUUUCGACGAUGCAGCAUUGCAGGACAGGAGUAUUGCCAUGAGGAAAAUGCAAAGAGGUUGGAGUCCUAUCAAGAGAUGGAUUCAGAAGAUGAGGAUUCAGCUGAUGCCCAAUAUGCUUCCUUGAACCAUAUGUCAAAAAGGAGGGGGCACAACUGCAGAGCUGUGAAUGAAUCUUUGAACAAAAAGUCUUUGGAUCAGUUAUCUGGUAGUUACCCUGCAGCAGGAAGGGAAAAUUCAGCAAGUGGUGUUCUCCAUGCAGGACAUGUUGCUUUCAGCAGCCGCAUUGAAACGGAUGUUGUACCAGACACACAACUGCUGGAGAAGUUCAGUCAGAUUUCUUCUUAUUCCUAUCAACAAUCAGAAGAUGCCAUCAGCAAGUUACCUUUGGAGACAACGUACAUCAUUGACUUCUUUCUUGCUCUGGCAAUCUGUAAUACUGUUGUAGUUUCAGUCCCCAAUCAGCCACGUCAGAAGAUGAGACACUCUUCACUGGGUAGGAUGCCUAUUAAAUCUCUUGAGGAAAUCAGGCAGAUGUUCCAGCGGUUGUCAGUCCGGAGGCUAAGUUCCUCCCCACUUCCAAGCAUAAAAGAGUCGUCAUCUGAAAGCCCGAAUAGCUUUGUGAGCAAACUGUCUAUUUUCAGAAUGAAACUGGCUUCACCUGCUUUGGAUGGGGCUAGUCAAAGGGCUGCUGAGCCUCACAACCCUGACAGCCCAGAAAAUCCCCAACUACCCGAAGAACUAGAUAUGGUGAAUGUAGCUGUGGGCAGUGAACACCACAGUGCUGGGUCAUCUAUUAAAGGGUCAUCUCCCUUACCUAAACUGUGUUAUGAAGCUGAGAGUCCAGAUGAAGCUGCCUUGGUUCAUGCUGCUAGGGCUUAUAAAUGUAUUUUACAGUCUAGGACUCCUGAUCAAGUAACUGUGGACUUCACAGGUCUGGGAUCUUUAACAUUUCAGCUCUUGCAUAUCCUGCCUUUUGACUCGGUGCGAAAAAGGAUGUCAGUGGUGGUUCGGCACCCAGUCUCCAACAAAGUGGUGGUGUACACAAAAGGUGCAGACUCAGUCAUGAUGGAUUUGCUGGGAACUGCAUCUGAAGUAGGCAUUAAGAAUUCAGAAAUGGAACAAAAGAAGAUUAAAGAGAAAACUCAGAAGCAUUUGGAUGACUAUGCCAGAAGGGGACUGCGCACUCUUUGUAUUGCUAAAAAGGUGAUGAGUGAUGAGGAAUAUACAGAAUGGUUAAAUCAUCAUUUUUUAGCAGAAACCAGCAUUGACAAUAGGGAGGAGCUGCUGCUUGAAUCCGCCAUCAGGCUUGAGACCAAGCUAACUUUGCUUGGUGCCACUGGCAUUGAAGAUCGCCUGCAGGACGGUGUUCCAGACACGAUACAGGCAUUACGGAAAGCAGGAAUAAAAAUAUGGAUGCUGACGGGUGACAAGAGAGAAACUGCUGUCAACAUUGCCUAUGCUUGUAAACUGCUGGAGCCAGAUGACAAAAUCUUCACUCUCAAAUCACAAAGUAGAGAUGCUUGUGCUUUGUUGAUGAAGAAAAUUUUAGAAGGCAUCCAGAAAAAUACUUCUGCCAAAAAAACAAAAAGUCGGAAGGUUGGGAAUGUCUCUGCAAGUCCCUCUACUCAAGCUGCCGGGUUCAGUGCAGGUCUGGUUAUUGAUGGAAAGACUUUAGAGCAUGUCCUUCAUGACAGCCUGCAGAAUAUUUUCUUGGAGCUUACAGAAAAAUGUCGAGCCGUAGUCUGCUGCCAAGCCACACCACUGCAGAAGAGUGUCCUGGUCAGACUGGUGCGAAAUAAGCUAAAGGCAAUGACAUUAGCUGUAGGUGAUGGUGCCAAUGAUGUCAGUAUGAUCCAGGUGGCUGACACUGGCGUGGGAAUCUUGGGCCAAGAAGGCAUGCAGGCUGUGAUGGCAAGUGACUUUGCAGUCUCUCAGUUUAGACACCUCAGGAAGCUGCUGCUUGUCCAUGGUCACUGGUGUUACACCAGACUCACCAACAUGGUGCUCUACUUCUUCUACAAGAAUGUGGCCUACGUGAACCUCUUGUUCUGGUACCAGUUCUUCUGUGGGUUUUCAGGAACAUCAAUGACUGACUACUGGAUCUUGAUUUUUUUCAAUCUCCUUUUUACAUCGGUGCCACCCAUUGUUUAUGGUGUCUUGGACAAAGAUGUGUCUGCAGAGAUACUCAUACAGAUCCCGCAGCUGUACAUGAUGAGCCAGAAGUCUGUGGCCUACUUGCCUUCAACUUUCUGGAUAACCUUGCUGGACGCUUUUUACCAAAGUCUUGUUUGCUUUUUUGUGCCUUACUUUACUUACUAUGGCUCAGACAUAGACAUUUUUUCUUUUGGAAAUCCUAUCAACACGGCAGCUCUCUUCAUAAUAUUGUUGCAUCUUCUCAUUGAGUGCAAGUCUGUGACUUGGAUACAUGCAGUAGUUAUAGUUGGCAGCAUCGUAUUUUACUUUGUCUUCGCUCUGGUUUUUGGGGCAACCUGCAAAACCCAUAACCCACCAUCAAAUCCGUAUUGGAUCAUGGAAAGGCACGUGACAGACCCACUAUUUUACCUCGUGUGCCUUCUGACUACUUGUGUUGCUUUGCUGCCCAGAUAUUUGCUGAGAGUUCUCCAAGGAACGUUUUUUCCGUCUCCAGUGUUGAGAGCCAAGCACCUUGACAAACUGAUCCCUGAGGAGCAGAGGGAAGCAAUUAAGAGAUGGAAAGAUGAUUGCGUUGUAAACUGUAGAAUGGAGUUCCAGGUUACUUCUGGGUCUUCCGGCUUAGCCACAGGUGCUGUAUCAGAGGAAGAAAGCAUUGCCAGUGUUUUGCCAACUUCUAAAACACCUUUUCAGGCCUGUUCAAGAGGAAGGUUAGUGGAGGAAGUCUCCUUAUCAGACAUUCAAGAUGAGUCUGGGAAUACAAACAGCCUGAGCUCUGAAAAGACUGUAUUUCUGAAUUCAUCAAAGGAAACUAAUUCAGACUCUUACGGAGUCCCUCGGCAUACUUCUGAAGAGGGCAAAAUUGCCAUUUCUCUUGCAGGUUUGAACACAAAGCAGGUUUGAAUUGUUUUGUAUGCACAAGCUGGUUUAAUGUAAUUUAUGGAGUUGGAAGGUGAACUAUUGAAAAGCCAAGAAUAAUAACUGCUGAUGUAUGCUACAUUGCGGUUUUGUUUUCUUCAGCCAAGGAAGAUGAUGCAUCCACUUGCUUAAAAGCUUUUGUGUUUAUAAAGCUUUUCAGUAAUUUAUUAAGACAUUCAAGGCCUAAA